Molecule: messenger RNA, 1125 nt
Organism: Arabis nemorensis
Lineage: Eukaryota; Viridiplantae; Streptophyta; Magnoliopsida; Brassicales; Brassicaceae
Source: the annotation of a GenBank genome assembly
AUGGCGGAUUCGAUAUUCAGAAAGCUAAGAGAUGGUGGAGAAGAAGGCGAACUCGCGCCAGCUUUAACCAUAGAAGAAACUGUUGCUUCUCCUUUCGGCCUCGAUGUCUCCGGCUAUCUUCUCGCGAAUCUAUCUUCAUCGAUUUUGGCUGGAAAAUCCAAGUCGCAGGGUCUCGUGUUAAUCACUUUCUCUCGAAGCCCUUCAUUCUAUUUGCAGUUUUUGAAGCAAAAAGGAAUCACUGUCUCUUCAUCUUCUAAAUGGAUUCGUGUUUUGGAUUGUUACACUGAUCCACUAGGUUGGUUUGAUGAACCUUCAAGUGGUUCUAAUAAAGGUUCAAGUUUAAUUAAGUUACACAAGUGUGUGAGUGCCUUGAAAAGGCUUUUUUCUUCGAUCAUUGAAGCGGGAAGAGAAUUGGUUGGAGAUGGGAAGACACGUUUCUGCGUUGCUAUGGAUUCAGUGAAUGAGCUGCUAAGACAUUCAUCAAUGACAUUAGUUUCUGGUCUUCUAACAGAUCUUCGAAGCCACGCACAAGUUUCCGGUUUAUUUUGGUCAUUAAACACUGACCUUCAUCAAGAAAAGGUCACAAAUGCGCUUGAAUAUGUAUCUACGAUGAAAGCCAACUUGGAACCUUUAUGUCCAUCUUCAGAUGGGAAAAAGAAUGCUUUAGAAAGCCUCUUCUCUGUUCAUCAGGAUUUUGGUAAAGGACGGAUCCAUGUCCGGUUUAAGCUUAGAAAGGGACGCGUCAGAGUAAUGUCCGAAGAGUAUCAUGUUGAUCAUAUGGGAAUAAACUUUUCACCCAUUUCCUCGGCGGAUACUGUUAUUGCAACCACUAAAAGCCUUUUGCCUAAGGUUCAAUUCAAUCUACAGUUAUCUGAGAAAGAACGGGUCGAUAAAGAAAAAGUUGUACUUCCUUUUGAGCACCAAGGUAAUGGAAAAUCGAUAGAUAUCUAUGACGGGCGGAGAUCUCUUCUUGAUGGCAAGAUUGAGGCAGCACCAUUGUCUUCAGGGGAGUUACAGACGGAUGUAGUUUCAUCGGGUAAGGAUGGGGAGAUUAUAUAUUUCAGAGAUUCAGACGAUGAGAAUCCAGAUUCUGAUGAGGAUCCUGAUGAUGAUUUGGACAUUUAA